AUGCGUUUGUCCCUGCUUACGUUUACCUGCAACCUUUAUCUGACUGCAGAUGCAUUCCAUCUCUAUGGUAACGGAGGUAGCUGGUCCGACGUUCAGCCCGAGGCCUGCAUCAAAGCCCUGACAGCCGAAAUGGAUUGCAACAAAUACGUCGCCUACUAUCGCUAUGGUUGGUUUCCAGUGCUCUUAGACGAUGAUGGCAAUGAAAUCACACAUGAUAUGUGCAUCAAGACCUGCUCCCGAUCACUGAAGACCUUUAAUACCGCAGUUCACCAGGAAUGCAACCUUGAAGAUCUGAUCGCCCCUGGUGAUAAUACCUGGCGAUCGUGGAACUUGACUUGCGACACGGAUGCUGAAACAGGAAAAUACUGCACUGAGAUCAUCGAUGAAUUUAUCCAUGAAUUAGGCCCUCACGGCAUCGUUCCUACCAAGGAUCUCUGUAGGCCUUGCCAUGUCAGACACAUUUUUAACUUGGAUCUCGACCUGCCGAAUUAUAGGUUUAGCGGCUUUGGCCCAGAGGAUAAGCGCUACUUCAAAGAUUUGCGUGCACGCGUUUACAUGGAAUGUCCCAAGGAUGCCCUGGCAGAGACCUUUACGCCAAUUUCCCAAGAAGGGGCAUCGAAUACAACGGAGUCUACGCAAGAGACCUCAACGAUGAGCGAUACAAGUUCAAUCACUGCGACCACUGCGGCAACAAGGAAUACAGUCACUGUAACAUCUUCUCCGCCAACUGCAAGUACGGCAACAGAACAUAACAAGGCUAAGAAGUUUCAGCCAGGAUAUAUGUUUAGUUAUUGGGCUCUGGUGCUUAUGUUCUUCUGA
Molecule: messenger RNA, 819 nt
Organism: Fusarium verticillioides 7600
Lineage: Eukaryota; Fungi; Ascomycota; Sordariomycetes; Hypocreales; Nectriaceae
Exons: 2
Coding region: 1-819 (272 amino acids)
Source: RefSeq, a predicted model, not a curated record